Molecule: messenger RNA, 471 nt
Organism: Acanthosepion pharaonis
Lineage: Eukaryota; Metazoa; Mollusca; Cephalopoda; Sepiida; Sepiidae
Source: the annotation of a GenBank genome assembly
AUGAAUCUCUGGGGUGAUGAAUUGGAAUUCCUCGUCGAACAGACAUCGAAACGCAUCGAUGGAAGUGAAAACUAUCUUUUUCUAAGUUUUUCUUUCCUUCUAUCUACCCACCUUCUCUUUCUCUGUCGAUUAUUUCCCCUUCUUUCUCUCUCUUUCUUUCUUUAUUUCUUUCUUUCUGUUGAAUAUUUCUUAAUUUUAUUCUCACUCAUUCUAUUUCUUCUGCAUUAUUUUACUAUCCUUCUUUUUUCCUUGUACUUAACCACUCUCUCUUUCUUUCCAAUUCUUUCUUUCUUUCUUUCUUUCUUUCUUUCUUUCUUUCUUUCUUUCUUUCUUAGCAACUCUCUUCUGCUUCAUUUUACUAUCUUUCCAAUUCUUUCUUUCUUUCUUUCUUUCUUUCUUUCUUUCUUUCGUUCUUUCUUUUGUUCUUUCUUUCUUUCUUCUAUUUACAACAACUCUCUUUCUUUUACAUAA